Molecule: messenger RNA, 786 nt
Organism: Cladocopium goreaui
Lineage: Eukaryota; Dinophyceae; Suessiales; Symbiodiniaceae
Source: the annotation of a GenBank genome assembly
AUGCGGCGUCUGGCGAACUCGCCCAGCCGAUCGUCUCGUGAAUGGGCGCGCCUUGUGCGGGACGCGGCACCCGUGCGGAUUUUCACAGGGGUGGAGGAACUGCUGCGGGAGUUGGACGAGGCAAAAGUCCCCAGUCCUAGCGUGGUCCUGUUGCACCACGUGCGUUUCGCGCACAACGUGGGCGCCGCGCUGCGCUGUGCGCAGCUGCUGGGCGCUCAGGGCACGGUACUGCUGGGCGGCGUGGCGGAGCAGGCCAGCAGGUUUGAAGAAGCGCUGCGCAUUUCCAUGGCGCAACGGCACCAAUGGCGCCUGCGCGUGGCGGCCACGGCGACGCCGGCGACGAUGCAGGUGUUGGACGCUUUCAAAAGGUACAACUACACAAGAAUUUGCGUUGAAACCGACACAGCGGGCCUCUCAUCGCCACCAACCAGUUUGCAGCAAGCGAAUCUGUGCGGUGCAGCAGCCUUCGUCUUUGGUGCUGAAGAUGUUGGAGUGCCCUUUGAAGUGGCCGAAAGCUGUGAUGAGUUGAUCUCCAUCCCCACGCUGGGCAAAGGUUCCCUGAACAUCUCCCACGCUGUGGCUUUGGUCCUCUACGAACGCCAGCGGCAGCUGAUGGCAGCUGAUGGUCGGUACACCGAGGAAGGGAUCGAAACCUUAUCCCGCCUAGUGAAACGUGUUCUGGCACGGAUGGAGGUCUGCUUGCACGACCUCAGCGUCACCGUCACGACGAAGCCAUGCCUCUUGCGUGGACGGCUGUCCAGCGCCGCUCGGAGAGUCACCCCGUGA